UCGGAAUAUUUGUUCCAUUUCAGUGAUUAUGUUGCAAUACUUUGUUGAUGAACUAGAUCCACCAAGCCAUACAGAAUCAGACUCAUGGAAGAGGAUGUCAAAAUGCAAACCGAAGAUUUAAAAUUUUGCAUUAGCCAUUCAGCAAAUGUUCAACUAUGUAAUGGGAACAGGUCUGCACAGAUUGUUGGUGGAUCACGUGUUUUACGUACCUGUCCUUCGUUAGUGUCUGGUCUGAGGAACAAGCUGAUAGUUGAAGGUAAAGGGAAGAUCAACAUCUUUUUGACACAGAAUCAGGAGUCGUUUGCACGACAAACGAAAAUAACACUAGAAAAAACUUCAUAUGACACACAUGUUUAUUGCAUGCAACUUCAGGAUGACGUUUGUUCAGAGGGUUCCUGUUAUUACAACUUUGUCGUGGAAGAAGAAAGCAAGUUAGGCAGUGAACACACCAAACAGGACGAAAGAUUUAGAGAACGAACAAGGGAAACCAUGGUUACUUCUCUUGGAACUGGAGGGAAAUAUCACUAUAGUCACCAUGGUAACUGAGGGUGGCCGAAAGGAGGAUCGACUGACAUUUGUUGAUGACGGAGACUAUUCUGAUCACUUCAGUGCGGACAAAUCUACAUAUAGAAGUGAUAUCGAACCAACAGAGGUUUGUUUUGGAGAUAGAUCAUUGAACCAACACGAUAAAGUGAUGUUGCAGGUGACAAGAUCAGAGCCGAAUGGAGUCUGUGAGAUAGCAGUGUUGUCUGAGGAGCAUUUCAGUCGUUUGACUUCAACAAACAAUAGUUUCAGAUAUAGGAAACUUUUGAAAUCCUUUCCAAACGUUCUUCUACGAAGUAACAUUCUCCGUGAUCCAAUGACAAGGCAAAUUGUGGUCACGGUACCGAUGGCAAAGUCCGGAAGACCAGUGUUCAUUUUUUCCGGUUGCACGUUGGAUUUACGUUCCGAUAUUUCCAGUCGCGGAGUGGGCGAGGUGACUACACUGAAGGAAAUCGACGAGACAACAAACAAAGAAGAAGAACCGUUGUGUCAGGUACAGAGGACGCUUGCCACUCUCGAGAUGAAAUGGAAUCAGAAAGAAAAAGAUGAUCAGGAACAUCAAAGGAAACUGAUGGAUCAGAUGAAGGCUAGUCGCAGUGAGACCGAACUGCAGUCAGCUUCUCUGGUAGAAUUGAGAGAGCGGCAAGUUGACAUAUUGAAAAAUGUUGAGGUUACGCGGGGGACAGUUGAAAACACAAGUGGCAUGGUUAAGAGAAUCAGCAGCAGACUGAACAAUCGGUUAAUUGUAACCAAGGGAACUAACGACAAAUCACUCGAACUGUUAAGCAAGUACAUCAAUCCAAACUUCCAAAGAAUUAAGAAAGCUCUGGAUGAAAAUGAGUUUAUGGAUUAUUUACGUCAGUACGAAGUACUAACUGGGGAUCAACACGAGGAGAUCAGAAGCAGGGAGAGUAGCGAACGAAGACGUCAGAAGCUACUGGAUAUUCUAUGCAAAAAGCCAGUGAGUAAACUACCGAAUGUGAGGAAAGCUCUCCAGGAAAGUGGAAAUGGUGACCUUCUUCAAUAUUUCAAAGAAUGUGAAAAUUGAUAUAAACAUAAGUGAAAAAAGGGCUCAAUAUUAACUGUUUGUGUGAAAAAAUCAGCUUCUGAACAAGGCAGAACAAAACAGAUCGUCGGCUACUGAUUCCUUGGUUAAUUAUGUAAAACACUGACAUUGUAACGCUGUAUAUGUUAAAACAAGUUCUGACAAUGUAUUGUUUUUACUUCAAUGUACGUCUGAACAAUUAUAAGCUUUUGAUAUCGAAGCGAUCUAUGUUUGCAUAACAUUUUUUUUCUUUAUUUGAAAUGAGGACGUCGAACAAACUAACUUCCAUUUGUUUUAUCAGAAUUUUUGUGGAUAUUUAAUGUGCAUAUGAGUCAAAAUUUUACAAACAAUCAAAAUUGAUAUUUAGCAAGAAAUGUUUCUACUUGUUAACGUGUAAACACAUCAGUCGCCUCCCACCACAUUGGGCUGGACACAGUAGUCUUAUACUAAGUUAUAACCAUGCGUUGUUUGUACAUUUUGUUAGGUGUUUGGCACGAUCAUAAUUGACGUUCGAGUAUAAAUCUGUUAAGUUUAUUAAGAAAACCAGUGUGCAAAAUAAGGUAAUUUUCUUCAAAGUGUCGUCAAAAUAUCACACGACAGGAUAGCCCGAGUUUCCUACACCAGACAUGGUGUCAGGGCCGGAGGAAACUCGGGUUAACGACAGGGCUAUCAAACAGUUAAGCUUUUCUCAGCAAGUGCAUGGAAUACAUUUUGAAAAUAUUAAAAUGAUAAAUCUAUCAUCAAAUCUAUUUUGCAUUCAGAUCCUUAACUUGCUAGUUAUACAUGUUUGAUUAGUUAAGUACAUUUGACUAAACAAAAAUCUUUAUCCGGUUCGCAGAAUAUCGGACAAGAUACAAAAAUCAUUGAAAAAUCAGUGUAAUGGUGACGAAACUUCGAAUGAUAUUUCACAUCUGUAAGUUUUUUACCGCCGAGAUAGCCCAGUCGAUUACAGCGCCGGCCACUUAACCUCAGGUCAAGGUCUGAAUGCAUCUGCAUAAUCAAUUAGAUAGUUUAUAUAUUUAUAUGUAACUGGUCAUGUAGUAAAAACGAUAUUCAGACAAGUAUAUUAUCGAAUUGAUUUCGAUAUGUGAUCGUUUGUAAUUUACUUGUGUCUUGAUAAAGGGGAGGAUUGCCUCGAAAAUUCUACAAUUUACUUGUGUCUUGAUAUAGAAAAUACGACAAUUUACUUGUCUGUCCUGUCGUUAUAACUACAUGACCAAUUGUCUUUUUCUAGUUGUUAGGAUCAAGUACCUAUAUUGGACCAUACCGUCGUUGUUACUUACUAGACCAUGCUUAUAUGUAUAGAAAUAUAAGCAGUUAAUUAAAUAUACAGUAUAUGUGUGCAAUAUGAAUGGAAUCUUAUCUUACAUUUUUGUUAAUUCAAGACUAUUUUACCAUUAGGAUUUUUCUGAUAAUUAUAUUAUUCCAAUACUCGGGUCAUUUUUCAUAAUAACCAUGAUACCAAUAACCAUAUGAAGGAAGGUAACUCUUGCAUCUUUAGUGAAGGAAACCGAAACAGGCUGGAUUUUUGUGUGUGUAUGAAAUCUCCAGGAGCGAGACACAUUUUUAAUGGUUUUUAACACACCAGGAUAUACAUGUAUAUAACCAAAAGUCUUACCUCCUCUCACCUUCAUAUUCCCCUCUCUUCCCUAUUUUCCAUCACCCUCACCCCCCCCCCCCCCCCCCCCCCCCCCCCCCUUUCUCUCUUCCUUUCUCUGUAGCUAUUUUUAUAUGUGUUUUGUUUUUGUUCUGCUGUUCUUUGUGUUUUGUCCGAUUCUAUAUGUCUUCAUGUUGUAUGCGAGUGUGAAUGUAAGGUGGGCUGGAUCUAACAUAAUUAUAGAUCAGUUAAACUGUUCAAAUGUGAAAAUGAAGAAAAUUGUGAGCGAGUAAUUAUAUAAUUGUACUUUAACAUUAAUAUUGGUUUAUAUUCAUUUUAAAUAAAAUACUUAUUACAUGUUAUUUAUCGGCAAAGCCGUAUCAGACUGGUUUGAAAAAUCUGUGUCAUAUACGGUAUCGCAGUUAAUGCGUAUUUUUAUUUUCUUUUUUUCCCCUUUGUUUCUUUUAUUGGUCAGAGCUUGUUUGUUUACAAUUAUGCGGCCAGACCGAGUAAAUUAGACACAUUAUUGAUCUCUACCCUAUUGAUCUCUUUCCCUCUCUUUUAUUUUAAUACAGGCUGACCAAGUAUUGUAGGUUUAUAAUAUAUAAUAUAUAUUUAUAAUAUUUGUAUUAGUAAACAUUCCACGUUUAUGUUGUAGAAACUUCACACUUUUAACACUAAAUGACAAGACGAAACGGCAUACUAGUAGUCAUCCCUAAGCCAUUUGUUUGUUCAAUUCUGUUUAGAAAGAAAAAAAAAAUGUCAAUUUUGCCGGUUAUCUCUUUUUAAAGAUAUUUGUUGUUGACCAUUAACCUAAGAUUGCUCAACAACUGAUUAUGAGAAUAAUCAAAACUUUUUUUGUGCAAUACUACUGUUAUUACAAAUAACUACUAAUUUUAUAUUAAUAAUAAACAAUUAAAUUUUA
This is a messenger RNA of Pecten maximus, 4110 nucleotides long. RefSeq lists its product as uncharacterized. The transcript is spliced from 5 exons. Bases 536 to 1591 code for a protein of 351 amino acids. NCBI's taxonomy places the organism in Eukaryota, Metazoa, Mollusca, Bivalvia, Pectinida, Pectinidae. The record is from RefSeq and is a predicted model, not a curated record. Gene Ontology annotation, biological process: regulation of apoptotic process.